Oncorhynchus masou masou (cherry salmon) is the source of this 3010-nucleotide messenger RNA. RefSeq names its product SMAD family member 9 (gene smad9). Gene Ontology annotation, cellular component: heteromeric SMAD protein complex. Gene Ontology annotation, molecular function: RNA polymerase II cis-regulatory region sequence-specific DNA binding; I-SMAD binding; DNA-binding transcription factor activity, RNA polymerase II-specific. The transcript has 8 exons. Lineage: Eukaryota; Metazoa; Chordata; Actinopteri; Salmoniformes; Salmonidae. Gene Ontology annotation, biological process: cell differentiation; regulation of transcription by RNA polymerase II; anatomical structure morphogenesis. The record is from RefSeq and is a predicted model, not a curated record. The coding region runs from base 791 to 2188 and encodes 465 amino acids.
ACACCGCUGCUGUCUGUCUGAAUCUUUCUCGAAUCCUGGGAAAGUUCCAGGGGCAGGCUGGCUGGCGGAGGGAUCUGGCACGCAGGCACUGCGGCUCCAGCCUGGCUGACGCCGGGGUUGUGGCGCUCCGCUCGGCUCGUGGAGGCUCAAGGGCUCCAAGCAAACACGCUCCCCACCUUGCUCUAUCCGCGCCACGCUCAACUGGGCAGCCAGACAUCACACGCAGGAACAGAGGGAAAGGAAUUGCCCCCGUCUUUCACAACAGUGAAGCGCUGUAGUGAAUGGACAUCACACGGCAGAGAUGACUGAAACCUGACCUGCACGAGGAAUAACAUUCAUGACCGGAGGCUACCAUUCUGACCAGACCGUAUUUCUGCUGAGAGAGAGAGGGAAGAGAGAGAGAGAGAAAAAUAAGAUAUUUGGGAUUAUUCCAACAUUCCCACCUCCGUUCCAGACCUUCCUCCCUACUCCUGGUCUCUUCAGGAAGCACCAACGGAACUAAUGAACCCCCGUUUCUGUUUACAUAGACUCCACACACUCCUCUUCGAGCUCCAUCCCUGAUCCCUCGUUCCUGCUCUCCUUUAGCCAUCUGGGCAACAGUCCAUUCCUCACGCUCCUCUUCUAUUCCCCUGUCCCCCCCCCUCUCUCAUCACAUUCCCUCCCUCUUUCACCCGAAGUGGUGGUUCUCCUCCCUCCCUCCAUCCAUCUCUACAUAGCACCAUCCCUCCCUCCAUCCAUCUCUACAUAGCACCACCCAUCCAUCUCUACAUAGCACCCUCCCUCCCUCAUCAUGCAUUCCUCCACCUCCAUCACGUCCCUCUUCUCCUUCACCAGCCCUGCAGUGAAGAGGCUUCUGGGAUGGAAACAAGGGGAUGAAGAGGAGAAGUGGGCAGAGAAGGCUGUGGACUCUCUGGUCAAGAAACUAAAGAAGAAGAAGGGAGCGAUGGAGGAGCUGGAGAAGGCCCUCAGCUGUCCCGGACAGCCCAGUAAGUGUGUGACCAUCCCUCGGUCUCUGGACGGUCGUCUCCAGGUGUCUCACAGGAAGGGUCUCCCCCACGUUAUCUACUGCAGAGUGUGGAGGUGGCCCGACCUACAGUCUCAUCACGAACUCAAGGCCUUGGAGUGCUGUGAAUUCGCCUUCGGAUCCAAACAGAAAGACAUCUGUAUCAACCCCUACCACUACAGACGGGUAGAGACACCAGUGCUUCCCCCAGUGUUGGUCCCUCGCCACAGUGAGUUUAACCCCCAGCACAGUCUACUGGCUAAAUUCCGGAAUGCCUCGCUCCACAACGAGCCCCUGAUGCCCCAGAACGCUACAUACCCGGACUCCUUCCCUCCUCUCCCUUGCGCCUCCUUUUCCUCCACCUCCUCAUCCUCUCUCACCCAGUCCCCCACCUCCGCCAGCUACCCCAACUCUCCCAGCAGCUCAGCCGAACCUACCAGCCCCUACCACAUCACAGCAGAGACUCCACCUCCCCCCUAUAGCAUGAUGGAGACAGUCCCAACUGAGGAUGUCAAGCCUGGAGACUCCACACACAAGCUCACCUUCUCAGCUCCGCAUAUAGAUCUGCGGCCUGUGUGUUAUGAGGAGCCAGAGUACUGGUGUUCAGUGGCGUACUACGAGCUGAAUAACCGUGUUGGAGAGACGUUCCACGCCUCGUCCCGUAGCGUCCUGGUGGACGGCUUCACCGACCCCUCCAACAACAAGAACCGCUUCUGUCUCGGCCUGUUGUCUAACGUCAACCGCAACUCAACCAUCGAACACACACGCAGGCACAUAGGAAAAGGUGUCCAUCUCUACUACGUGGGUGGUGAGGUGUACGCCGAGUGUCUGAGUGACAGUAGUAUCUUCGUCCAGAGUCGUAACUGUAACUAUCAGCAUGGUUUCCAUGCCACCACCGUGUGUAAGAUCCCCAGCGGCUGUAGUCUGAAGAUCUUCAACAACCAGCUGUUCGCCGAGCUCCUCUCUCAGUCCGUCAACCACGGCUUCGAGGUGGUCUACGAACUCACCAAGAUGUGUACUAUACGCAUGAGCUUUGUCAAGGGCUGGGGUGCAGAGUACCACCGUCAGGAUGUCACCAGCACCCCCUGCUGGAUAGAGGUGCACCUGCACGGCCCUCUGCAGUGGCUGGACAAAGUCCUCACACAGAUGGGCUCUCCUCAUAACCCCAUCUCCUCCGUGUCCUAACACACACACACACACACACACACACACACAGAUGUGGUCUGUCCUAAAACACACACACACAUAUCCUCUGUAUCCUGACACACACACACAUCUUAAUGGAUCUAUGCUUAUCUCGACUGACGCUAUUGAAAUAGCAGCCUUUUCUUCCUGACAGGAAUCAACCGUCAUUUAACAUUACGAAUGUUAUUUAAGUUGAUGACAUUCAAUCAAUCAAUCAUACGUAAGUUACUGUAGCUUUCAGUUAGUCAAUGUACAAUGUGUCCGUGAUGCAGAUACCUAUUGUAAUUGUUUUAGCUACUCUGCUGUCUAGUUUUACUGUAAGGGACAGUUUCGGCGCUAUCCAGUGUCAACCGACAUCGCAAUACCCGUGUCAUUGUGUUUUGUUUCUUUUGGUGAUGUCAGAGGUGUUUAACUGUGAUGGGAGCUGUCGGAAAACGAAAUAACCCAUCUUUAAUAAAUCCCACCUGCCUUAGUAGUUCAGAACGAGAAAAAUGUAGGCUAAUAGUUGGAAUAAUAAAAACGCUCAAAUGAAGCAAAGGGUUUUUAUAUCAGCCUAUCGAGACGUAGACUACAACACCCAGUGUUCCAUCUUGUAACACAGCUUCGUGACGUCAUUACUAAUGCAACGAGACAUAGACUACAACACCCAGUGUUCCAUCUUGUAACACAGCUUCGUGACGUCAUUACUAAUGCAACGAGACAUAGACUACAACACCCAGUGUUCCAACUUGUAACACAGCUUCGUGACGUCAUUACUAAUGCAACGAGACAUAGACUACAACACCCAGUGUUCCAUCUUGUAACACAGCUUCGUGACGUCAU